Trichomonas vaginalis G3 is the source of this 2910-nucleotide messenger RNA. RefSeq names its product organellar and viral DNA polymerase type B. The transcript has a single exon. The record is from RefSeq and is a predicted model, not a curated record. Lineage: Eukaryota; Parabasalia; Trichomonadida; Trichomonadidae. Bases 1 to 2910 code for a protein of 969 amino acids.
AUGACUAUUGCUGCAUAUGCGUAUGAAACAAAUGAAGCAAGAAGAGCACAUGAACUAGUAAACGAAAACUCAACUUUAACCAUUGAAGGCAAUGAUUUAGUCAUUGACGAUGGAAAAACUAAAAAAGUCAUUGAUUUCGAUACUUUUAACACUUAUGACCCAUUCAUUACAACAAGCAAGGUUCCCAUCAUAAAUGAUGGAACGGUGCAAUAUAUAAAUUCUACAGUAGAUGCCUCAUUAGUGAAAGUACUGAAUGUUCUCAUUGAAUUGUUAAAGAGCUUUCGAUUUGACGACAACAUUAAAUGCCUAAAGAAUUUAGUCAUGAAUGAGAAACAAAUUCUCGGCGUUGCUGGUAGCAGUAAUGAUGUACACCUUAUGACAUUAGAAUAUUAUAACGAACAUAAAGAUGAACUGAAAGGAGAGAAGGGUGACACCGGACCACAAGGACCACAAGGAAUACAAGGAAUACAAGGAAUACAAGGACCUCAAGGCGAAAACGGUUUGGAUGGAAAGGAUGGAAAGGAUGGAAAAACUGCUAAAUCAUGGAUAUGGGACCUUAUAAAUACUGGUUUAACAGCUGCUUCAUAUGGAGUUCUUCAAUACCAAAUCAGAAAGAUAUGGGCAGUACUUGGUGAAGAAGCUUUAGAUGACGUUAAAAAUGCUUUGAACUUCAUUUCAAAUGGUUCGGAUACUAUUAAAACUUUAUCUGGUUGGAUGCAAGAAACAAGGAGUCAAAUAGAUACUGUAAGACGUAUAGCAAACAAUGCACGUACGGGAUUGGAUACUUUACGAGAAGCACAAAAUACACUAAAGGAAGCAAAUGAUAUUCUUGGCUCAGUAUCAGACAUGCAUGAAGAUUGGCUUAAAGGUAUUGACAAAUCUUUAAAAAAUCACAGUCAGUCUAUUGCUGACUACAAGAAAAGUAUAGAUUUUUUACAUAGUGCUAUGGACGUACAUGAUGGAAGCAUAAGGAACUUACUUAAUGCUAACAAUAACUUACCAGGAACUAUUAAAGCAUUUAUAAAGUCCUUUGUAAAACCCGGUGCUCUAACAUUUAGGUCUUUGAGAGCAAGAGCAUUGAAGUCAAGAGAUGCAGAAACUCCAGAAGAACCACCAAAACCAACAGCUAAUGAAAUAUUGUUCGAAUAUUUUCCAAGGUACUCUGUUCUCAUUGCAUACAUUCAAGAAAUACUUAAGAAAGCAGACUUGACUUUAGGAGAUGAUGAAAGUUCUGUAUAUCUUUCGUUCCAGUUUCAAAUAGCAGAACUUUUGAGACAGAUAUACUUAAUGUAUGACAACAUCUCUGAUUUCACAAGAUAUGAUGACGACCAUGACCCCGAACACGGUGAAGAAGAAGUUUUACAAACAUCCAUUAAGACAGGAAAGGUUUUAACUCAAAGUCUCAUUAUUGACACCAAAGAUGGCGAAGUGGACGUUCUUCAAGAGCUGAAGAAAAAUACUUCUUCGGGAGGUGGUGGUAGGCAUGAACUUGAAAUAAAUGAGAUAGAAGAGAAAUUAGCCGAAAAAGCAGAUAAAGAACAUAAACACAAUAUCUCCGAUAUAAAUGAACUUCAAGCUACAUUAAAUAGUAAAGCAGAUAAAAACCAUGUUCAUUAUAUAACUUCAGAUGAACAGAUUAUAACGGACUACCAUGGAUAUUUAACACAGGAUGAAAAAGUGAAGACGGAAGAUGUUAAUGAAAGAAGAUAUAAAUACAUUCGUGCUAAAGGUUAUGACAUACACUGUACUGUACAGUAUGACACAGGUAAAGCACCAGAAGCAUUUGGUUAUAACGAUGAAAUUUAUGCCUCUACUUUCAAUGUUAACGGUGUAUUAGUUGAACCAAGAUUUACAUUGAGAGUUAAGACAAAAAUAACCGUUGAAGAUGCUAUUAAAAGUAAAGCUGACAAAGAUGAACUUGACGCAACGAACAAAGUUUUGAAAUCUCAUAAACACAACAUCUCCGAUAUAAAUGAACUUCAAACUACAUUAAAUAGUAAAGCUGACAAGAACCAUACACAUAAAUCCUUCACUACUGUUAGAGCAGACGACAUAAUAUUGAACUAUGCCCUCGGUUCAAGUGCACCUUCAGAGAAUCCGAGUACAAGCGUAAAAGAUACACUAAACUCCUUAAAUAACAAAUGUAUGAACAUUGAAGGUCAUGCCAGAAACUUUGAAACACAUGAACUACCAGCAAUGUUAGAUAAGAAAGCAGACAAAAACCAUACACAUAAAUCCUUCACUACUGUUAGAGCAGACGACAUAAUAUUGAACUUUGACCUUGGUUCAAAUGCACCAUUAGAAAAUCCAAGUACAAGCGUAAAAGAUACUCUUAACAAUUUAGAUAACAGUUGCAGGAAUAUCGAAGAUCAUGCCAGAAACUUUGAAGCAUAUGAACUACCAACAAUGUUAGAUAAGAAAGCAGACAAAACAGAGCUUCAAACAUUAAAGACUGAAAUACUUCAAACAUUAUAUCCUGUUGGUUCUUUAUAUACGUCAAUGAACUCAACAAAUCCGGCAAGUGUUUUAGGUUUUGGUACGUGGGAACAGAUUGUAGAUAAAUUCCUCUAUUGUGCUAAUAGUUCAAAGGAAACAGGUGGUUCGAAGAAAAUUACUGAAGCAAACCUUCCACCGCACACUCAUACAGGAGCGACAAACACAACAGGUAAUCAUUCACAUUCAAUAACAAAAAGAGGUUUUACAAAUCUUGCAGCAGGUUCGGAUAGACAGGGAAUGAAUAGAUAUGAUAUCACAACUGACCCAGUAGAUUCAAGCGCAGGUAUUUUCUGUGGAACCGCAGGAAAUCAUUCACACACUUUCACAACAAAUCCAACAGGCUCGGGUGAAGAUUAUAUGCCACCAUUUGUGACUGUAUUCGCAUGGUAUAGAGUUCAAAAUGCAAAAAAAUAA